CAUAUAAAUAGCAGACAAUGCUCGUAGUAUUCAUUGUGUCUAAAAGAUUUAAACUGAAAACAUUCAGAAAAAAUAUUCAUUUUGUUAAAGUAUAGUUUUGGGUAAAAUCAUGAAGUGCUUAAUAUUUUUUGUGCUUGUCGUUGCUGCAGUAGCUUCGGCUCAAAUGGAUCCAGAAAUGAAGCAACAAAUGAUGGCUGUGAUGACAGAGAUUGCCACUAACUGUGCUAAACAAGAAAAUGCCAAUCCAGAAGAAUUAACUAAUUUGAUGGCUAAGAAAGUACCUACAACUAAAGAAGGAAAAUGCUUAUUGGCUUGCUUCAAUGAACAUGUUAAAAUGCAAACUCCCGAUGGGAAAAUGAAUUUGGAUGGUGCAUUGGGCACAAUCGAAGUAUUCAAGGAGCCUGCCCCUCAAGUAUAUGAAGCUAUGGUUGCAGUAUUCAAGAAAUGCUUCCCAGAAACUGAACACUUGUCAGACCGUUGUGAUGUUGCUGGUAAAUUUGCCGAAUGUGCAGCUUCAGUUUCCCACGAGAUGGGUUUAGACGCUGCUUUAGGUCACUAAACAACAACAAAAAAUAUUGGCUCUAAAAACAUGUAUUCUGCGUACUUAGCAAUUUAACAAUUAGAAAUUGUUAAAUAUAUCUGUAUAUAAUGCUUUUAUAAAUAAAAACAGCAUACCAAUCCGAA
Messenger RNA from Dalotia coriaria, 684 nucleotides. RefSeq lists its product as uncharacterized. The transcript has 5 exons. The record is from RefSeq and is a predicted model, not a curated record. Gene Ontology annotation, molecular function: odorant binding. The coding region runs from base 110 to 559 and encodes 149 amino acids. NCBI's taxonomy places the organism in Eukaryota, Metazoa, Arthropoda, Insecta, Coleoptera, Staphylinidae.